GCGACGUUCAUUACUCUUCUAGGAAGUUUCGAGAACAGUUCCGAACAGUGAUAUUGGUGGGAGAGCUACGCGUUUCCACAGUUUCUUUAAGUCUAUUGCACGGCCGGAGAGGACGUCUUUCACUGCGGUUAUACUUCCUUUAGCGACUUUUCUGCUUAAGCAGCAGGAACAGUUGUGUAAUACUUCAUACUUAUUGGUAUCUAUAUCGAAGAACAUUAUCCAGACAAAAUGGUGAAAGAAACUACCUUUUAUGACGUCUUGGGCGUUAAGCCUGAUUGUUCUCCAGAGGAUUUAAAGAAGGCGUACAGAAAACUUGCACUCAAAUAUCAUCCGGAUAAAAAUCCUAAUGAAGGAGAAAGGUUUAAGCAAAUUUCCCAAGCCUAUGAAGUAUUAUCAAAUCCAGAGAAGAAACGCAUUUAUGAUCAAGGUGGCGAGCAAGCUUUAAAAGAAGGUGGAAUGGGAGGAAAUGGUUUCUCUUCUCCAAUGGAUAUCUUUGAUAUGUUCUUUGGUGGAGCUUUUGGCGGAGGACGCGGAAGAAGGAGAGAACGAAAAGGACAAGAUGUUAUACAUCAGCUCUCUGUAUCAUUGGAAGAACUUUAUAAUGGGACUGUUCGUAAACUAGCGUUACAAAAAAAUGUUAUUUGUGAUAAAUGCGAAGGUAUUGGUGGUAAAAAAGGCUCCGUAGAACAAUGCACAUCAUGUCAUGGAAGUGGCAUGCAGGUCCAGAUACAGCAAUUGGGGCCAGGGAUGAUACAACACAUGCAAACAAUGUGUUCUGAAUGUAAAGGUCAGGGUGAACGCAUUAAUCCGCGUGAUCGUUGUAAGCAAUGUAUGGGAAGGAAGACUGUAAGAGACAGGAAAAUUUUGGAGGUACAUGUUGAUCCCGGUAUGAUGGACGGACAAAAAAUAGUUUUUAAUGGUGAAGGAGAUCAAGAGCCUGAGCUGGAAGCAGGCGAUAUUGUUAUUCUCUUAGAAGAAAAAGAACACGAUGUAUUCAAACGAUCACGACAUGACUUAAUAAUGCGAAUGCAUUUACAAUUGGUGGAAGCACUUUGUGGUUUUCAGAAAGUUAUUCGUACUUUGGAUGGUAGAGAUUUGGUUAUCACCAUGCUUCCUGGUAUGGUCACGAAGCACGGUGAUGUUAAGUGUAUUCUAAACGAGGGUAUGCCAAUUCACAAGGAUCCAUUCACGCACGGCAAACUUAUCAUUCAGUUUGUCGUUAAUUUUCCGAAAUCUAUCAAUCCUACUGUUAUUCCGACUCUCGAGCAAUGUUUACCAGCGAGGGAAGAAGUUUUAAUUCCGGAUGGCGCCGAGGAUGUUGUACUUACCGAUUUGGACCCUGAAGCUGAGCACAGGCGGAGAGACCAACGACCAGCUUAUGAGGAAGAUCAAGGAGGUCCAUCGCGGGUCCAAUGUACCACGCAAUAAGCUUAGUUACGCAGAUCUUAAUAAACAUGGCCACUUUCUUAUUUCAAACUUUUGUCCCAUUCUUUCGAUUCUGAGUCAUACAUAAAUAAAAAUGGAAAGAAAAGACGACGGAUAUUAAAAAAUGAGAGUAUCCUUCGACCGCAGUGAAAAACCCCAAAAAAUUAAAUAAAAAGGAAUCAAAAAUGAAAAUAAAAAUAACAACUUGAAUAUAUUUGAAUGCGCUUACGGCCCUGUAAGAGAAAAAAACUUUCUAAAACAACAAAAAUCUCUCAUGGACUGAUGUGAGCGUGUCAUCAAGGUACAUUCAAUAUUUUACUUAUCCGUCAUCCUAUAAAUAUCAAAGCAUUGUACAUUUUGGAAGACAAUGCCAACUCGAAUCCGGUAGUAAAUGCUUACUGUAGGUAAUUGCUAAUGAAGUAUACUUAUCACUAAAUGGAACGAUAAAAGAAAGUAAAUAAUAAUGUGUGAUUCAGCAUAACGUCACGUUAAGAUUAGUUAUCAAUUAAUAUGUAAUUUGUGAGGUCUAACAUCUAACUUCAUAGUAAUCUUUGAAUCGGUUUUUUUCUGCAAUCGGACUUGAUGAUUCUUAUUUAGUUAGCGGUGGUAAGCGUAAUUAUCUUAUUAAGACCGCAUGUCGAUGAUUAUAUAUAUAUAUAUAUAUAUAUAUAUAAAUGAUUUGUCUUAAAAUAUGUAAAAUCCGUUUAUUGUCAUUAAUUUAGUUCAAUAUUAAUGGGUUUUAUCUAUUUGUAAUUAUCUCUGUCUCGAUACAAAAUAAUAAAGUGUCGUCAUAGUAAAGUUUAUCGCUAGAUGCGGUAACAUUGAAAAUGUGGCAUUAGGAAUCCGAAAAAAACAGCUUAUAAUAAUAAUAAUAACAAUAUUAAUAUUAAUAAUUAUAAUAAUAAUAUUAAUAAUAAUUAUAAUUAUAAUAAUAAUGGACAUUAUUCCAUAUAAAUAGUAUUUCAAUUUAUGCGUCUCCGAGAAAACUCGUGAUCUAAGAAGAAUAAAAAGUUGCGAAGAAGAGAGAAAGUGAAAGAAAAAAAAAGGAAAGAAAGAAAAAGAAUCAGAGGGGGAGAAAGACAGCAAUGAAUCACGUUCCUGUAUGUAUGGACAAUUGCGCGUGUUUCGCAAAACUUUUAUUUGUGUAAUAUCGUGACAUCGUUUCUAAUAUCGUAUGUUU
Molecule: messenger RNA, 2605 nt
Organism: Polistes dominula (European paper wasp)
Lineage: Eukaryota; Metazoa; Arthropoda; Insecta; Hymenoptera; Vespidae
Gene: Droj2
Product: DnaJ heat shock protein family (Hsp40) member A4-like
Biological process (GO): response to heat; protein folding
Molecular function (GO): ATP binding; Hsp70 protein binding
Source: RefSeq, a predicted model, not a curated record